AUGGGAAGAGGCCCCCUUCCUGCAGGGGGUAGUGGGGGUGGAGCCGCCGCUACCGCCGCUGCUGCUUUUGGCGGUGCUCCUAAUGUUGGAGCUCAAUCUGGACUCUCACCUAACACUGGUUAUGAUGCACAAAGAGCUGCUGGUGGACCUGGUUAUGAUAUACAGCGAGUAGCUGGUGGACCUAGCUAUGAUUCGCAGAGAGGAGCCGGUGGACCUGGAUAUGAUGCACAGAAAGGACCUGGAUAUGAUGUGCAUAGAGGACCCAGUUACGAUAUGCAGAGGGGACCCGGCUACGAUGUGCAGAGGGCACCUGGCUACGAUGCACAGAAGGGACCUGGAUAUGACGUCCAGACGGUACCUGGCUACGAUGCGCAGAGGGGACCCAGCUAUGAUGUACAGAGAGGAUCCAGUUAUGACACCCAUAAACUUACUGGUUAUGAUGGACAGAGAGGACCCGUUUAUGAUGCACAGAGUGGACCUGGAUAUGAGACACAAAGAGGACCAGGUUAUGAUCCACAGAGAGGACCCAAUUAUGAUACCUCAAAGGGAACUGGCUAUGAUGCAUCAUCCAGAGGUGCUGUUGGACCUCAAGGUCAGGUAGCACCUGCAAACAACGCACUUUAUGGAUCUGCAACAAUGCCUACUCUCGCUGGAAGUGGUUAUGAGGCAGCACCACGAGGCGGGAACCCUGUUCGUAGAUGA
Ilex paraguariensis (yerba mate) is the source of this 702-nucleotide messenger RNA. The record is from the annotation of a GenBank genome assembly. Lineage: Eukaryota; Viridiplantae; Streptophyta; Magnoliopsida; Aquifoliales; Aquifoliaceae.